CUCUCACUCAAGGUAGAUCUCAUUUUGUUUGAAACUGGAUACAGUUGUAACCAAACCACACACCCACGAGAGGGUAUGAUGGCUAAGAAGCCCCCGAAACCAGCCCCUCGAAGGAUCUUCCAAGAGAGGUUAAAGAUUACUGCUCUACCUUUAUACUUUGAAGGUUUUUUAUUAGUCAAGCGCUCAGAAUACCAGGAAUAUAAACAAUAUUGGACAGAGUUGAGAGGAACUACCCUUUUCUUUUAUAAUGACAAAAAAAGCACAAUAUAUGUUGACAAGCUAGACAUAAUAGACCUCACAUGCCUUAAUGAGCAGAAUUCAACUGAUAAAAAUUGUGCAAAAUUCACCCUUGUUUUGCCAAAAGAAGAAGUGCAACUGAAGACGGAGAACACAGAGAGUGGGGAAGAAUGGAGAGGCUUCAUUCUUACAAUAACAGAGCUGUCAGUUCCCCAACAUGUGUCACUCCUUCCUGGACAAGUAAUUAGACUGCACGAAGUCUUAGAGAAAGAAAAGAAAAGGAGGAUUGAGACAGAGCGGCUGUCAAGUACAUCUCCGGAAGAAGAGAGGGAACCAAUAGAGGAUUAUGUGGAUGUACUGAACCCUAUGCCAGCAUGUUUCUAUGCUGUGUCUCGAAAAGAAGCAACUGAGAUGCUUGAGAAGAAUCCUUCAUUGGGAAAUAUGAUCCUGAGGCCUGGUAGUGACAGCAGAAACUUCUCCAUCACUAUCCGGCAGGAGAUAGACAUGCCAAGAAUCAAGCACUACAAAGUGAUGAGGGUAGGAAAAAGCUACACUAUUGAACUGGAAAAACCUGUAACACUUCCAAACCUUUUUAGCGUCAUUGAUUAUUUCAUGAAGGAGACUCGAGGAAAUUUACGACCAUUUAUAUAUUCAACUGAUGAAAACCUUGGCCAAGAACCCAUGAUAGAAGGGCAAAGAGAGAAGUUGAAGAAACAUCUACAUACUGCAUGAAAUAAAAUGGGGAAACCAUUUUUAUGAAUCUUGAUAAGUGUAAAAGACAAAUAACUGGGACUUUCCCAGAACUAACCAAAGACACAAAUCUAGAUUCAAAGAGCUGGGAAAAAAACCACACACAAACAAACCCCGAACAGGAUUAAUAAA
Messenger RNA from Myotis myotis, 1119 nucleotides. It is a transcript of the gene STAP1, whose product is annotated as signal transducing adaptor family member 1. Lineage: Eukaryota; Metazoa; Chordata; Mammalia; Chiroptera; Vespertilionidae. The transcript is spliced from 9 exons. Bases 76 to 969 code for a protein of 297 amino acids. Gene Ontology annotation, molecular function: signaling adaptor activity; protein kinase binding. Gene Ontology annotation, biological process: positive regulation of B cell receptor signaling pathway; cell surface receptor protein tyrosine kinase signaling pathway. The record is from RefSeq and is a predicted model, not a curated record.